UGGGUGCAAGAGACACAGAGGGGUGUGGGGGAAGAAGGGUCCAGCCAGCGGAACCGAGGCACCCCAAGAGUUCAGGGUCAGGACCCAGCCGAGGACCCUGAGCCCUCAGUCUGAGUCAACGAACUCCCGCGGAAUGUCGAAGUCGGUCCCACCCAGGCCCCCAAUCUAGGUCACCCACGGGGAAGGGCUGAGCUGGGGGCUGUCUGCUCCGGAGGUGGGCGAGGAGUGAAUUGAUUCAGACCCUGCCCCUCGCUCUUCCACGAGAUUGUAAUUCCAUCUCUGGCGGGUCGAGCCGCCCUCCCUCCGGCGGCCAGUGCGUCCCUCCCCUCGGCCUCCAGCGUCCACUCCCCAGCCCCGAAAAGCCCUGCAGCCGAGAGAGCCCGCUUCACUCCAGCACGCCAGGCUCCCAGCUGCUGCCUUGCCUCCUCGGACUCCCGAGGGGCUCCUGAUUCAGCUCCCUGGGCUCCCCGCCUUCUCAUCCGCGCGCCACUGGCGUCCCCACGUCCCCCAGGAGACGCCCUUUCCCCGCGCGCCCGGGACUUGGUGAAACUUUGCAGACACCGUCGGUGAGAUGGAUUUAACCCCAACCUUCUUGCUCCGUUUCUUGCUCCUGGCCUGCAGCCUCCCGCUCAACGCCGUGUCACUCCGAACCGCUCUGCGAAAAUCAGGCAAAUUGGGGCCUCCUCUUGAGAUCAAGCUGGGAGCCUUGAACUGUACAGCUUUCAACAUCCAGUGGAAAACACCGAAGCGUUCUGGUAGCCCCGUCAUUGGGUACACAGUAUUUUUCUCUGAGGUUGGUUCAGAUAAGUCUCUCCAAGAGCGGUCACACAAUGUACCUGCUGGCCAGGACACCCUAAUCACUGAGGAAGUGAUUGGAGAUCUGAAGCCAGGCACUGAAUACCGAGUGAGCAUAGCUGCUUACAGCCAGACUGGCAAAGGGAGACUUAGCUUUCCUCGGCAUGUGACCACUUUGUCUCAAGAUUCCUGCUUGCCCCCUGAAGCACCCCACCAGCCACAUGUCCUUGUGGUUUCUGAUUCUGAAGUGGCCCUCUCUUGGAAACCUGGAGAGAAUGAAGGAAGUGCCCCAAUUCAGUUCUACUCUGUGGAGUUCAUCAGGCCAGAUUUUGACAAGAGCUGGACCAUAAUCCAAGAGCGGCUGCAGAUGGACUCCAUGGUUAUCAAAGGCCUUGAUCCAGACACCAACUACCGGUUUGCUGUGAGAGCCAUGAAUGCCUAUGGCUUCAGCCCACGCAGCCGGCCCAGCAACACCAUCCGAACCCUGGGCCCAGAGGAGGCAGGAAGUGGCAGCUAUGGACCUCGGUAUAUCACCAGUACAGGAGUGAAUGAGGAUGAUGACGGAUCUGAAGAUGAACUGGAUCUGGAUGUGUCCUUUGAGGAGGUUAAACCACUUCCUGCUACCAAAGCUGGGAGUAGGAAGGUCUUGAUAGAAUCCAAGAAGACUUCUCUCUCUAACCCAGAGAUGGGUUCUAGGCUUGCACAACCUACCCCAGCAUCUCUCCCUGAAACUACAGUGGCCAUCCCACACACCCCUGCCCAGCGGAAGGGGAAGAACAGUGUGGCCAUGAUGUCAAGGCUCUUUGACAUGUCCUGUGAUGAAACUCUCUGCUCCGCUGACAGCUUCUGUGUCAAUGACUACACCUGGGGAGGCUCACGAUGUCACUGCAACCUGGGCAAAGGGGGCGAGGGCUGCUCGGAAGAUAUCUUUAUCCAGUAUCCUCAGUUCUUUGGUCACUCCUACGUAACCUUUGAGCCUCUGAAGAACUCUUAUCAGGCAUUUCAGAUCACUCUGGAAUUCAGGGCAGAGGCAGAGGACGGCUUACUGCUCUACUGUGGGGAGAGUGAACACGGGAGAGGUGACUUCAUGUCCCUGGCUCUCAUCCGACGCUCCCUCCAGUUCAGGUUUAAUUGUGGAACCGGGAUUGCCAUCAUCAUAAGUGAGACCAAAAUCAAACUUGGGGCCUGGCACACAGUGACACUGUACAGAGAUGGGCUGAACGGGCUGCUGCAGUUGAAUAAUGGCACCCCGGUGACAGGCCAGUCCCAGGGCCAGUACAGUAAAAUUACCUUCCGGACACCUCUGUACCUCGGUGGCGCUCCCAGCGCUUACUGGCUGGUGAGAGCAACGGGGACAAACCGUGGCUUCCAAGGCUGCGUGCAGUCACUUGCUGUCAAUGGCAGGAGGAUUGACAUGAGACCCUGGCCACUGGGGAAAGCCCUCAAUGGGGCUGAUGUAGGGGAAUGCAGCAGUGGAAUCUGUGACGAGGCCUCCUGCAUCAACGGAGGAACCUGUGCAGCCACCAAAGCUGACUCCUACAUCUGCCUCUGUCCCCUGGGAUUCAGAGGUCGGCACUGUGAAGACGCAUUCGCCCUGACCAUCCCUCAGUUCAGAGAGUCGCUGAGGUCCUACGCUGCCACACCCUGGCCCCUGGAGCCCCAGCAUUAUCUUUCUUUCACGGAGUUCGAGAUCACUUUUCGGCCAGACUCAGCAGAUGGUGUCCUUCUGUACAGCUAUGACACGGGCAGCAAGGACUUCCUGUCCAUCAAUAUGGCUGAGGGCCACGUGGAAUUCCGCUUCGACUGUGGUUCUGGGACUGGAAUUCUCAGGAGUGAGGAUCCCCUCACCCUCGGCCAAUGGCACGAGCUGCGUGUGUCUCGCACAGCGAAGAAUGGUAUCUUACAGGUGGACAAGCAGAAGGCGGUAGAGGGAAUGGCAGCGGGGGGCUUCACCCAGAUUAAGUGUAAUACGGACAUUUUUAUUGGUGGAGUCCCAAACUACGAUGAUGUCAAGAAGAACUCGGGCAUCCUCCAUCCGUUUAGUGGGAGCAUCCAGAAGAUCAUCCUGAAUGACCGGACCAUCCACGUGAAACACGACUUUACAUCUGGUGUGAAUGUGGAGAAUGCGGCCCACCCCUGUGUGGGGGACCCCUGUGCCCAUGGGGGCAGCUGUCGGCCCAGGAAGGAGGGUUAUGAGUGUGACUGUCCCUUGGGCUUCGAGGGUCUGAACUGCCAGAAAGAGUGUGGGAACUACUGUCUCAAUACUAUUACAGAAGCCAUCGAGAUCCCACAGUUUAUCGGCCGCAGUUACCUGACAUAUGACAAUCCAAACAUCCUCAAGAGGGUGUCUGGAUCAAGAUCAAAUGCCUUCAUGAGGUUUAAGACAACCGCCAAGGAUGGCCUGUUGCUGUGGAGGGGGGACAGCCCCUUGAGACCCAACAGUGACUUCAUUUCCCUGGGCCUUCGGGAUGGAGCGCUGGUGUUCAGCUACAACCUGGGCAGUGGUGUGGCUUCCAUCAUGGUGAAUGGCUCCUUCAGCGAUGGCCGGUGGCACCGAGUCAAGGCUGUCAGAGAUGGCCAGUCUGGGAAGAUUACGGUGGAUGACUAUGGAGCCAGAACAGGCAAGUCACCUGGCAUGAUGAGGCAACUUAACAUCAACGGGGCUCUGUAUGUGGGUGGAAUGAAGGAAAUCGCUCUUCACACCAACAGACAAUACAUGCGAGGCCUCGUGGGCUGCAUCUCCCAUUUCACACUGUCCACUGAUUACCACAUUUCCCUUGUGGAAGACGCUGUGGAUGGGAAAAACAUCAACACUUGUGGGGCUAAGUAACACCAGCUGGCCUUGUCCAAGGGACAUAGCCUCUAUCCUGAACAUCCCAGGGGCCCAGAGAUCCUGCCUGAUGCUGCACACAGAGGUCUGGGAAUCAGAUGUGGUUCCUGUCAUCAAGGACAAAGUACACCCUGAUGGGAACCAAGACUGGAGGCCCUGGAUGGCCUUCUCUGCAAACGCUCUGUGGGCCAAGCCCAAUGAACUACUGUGGAUAGGAAGCAUUGGACUUUGUGGUUCAACAUAUAGAGUCUGUGAGAGAUCAUACAUCGCACCAAGUUCCAGGGACUGUUUGCUGUAACUCAAUGGCUAUGUUGUGUUAAAGAAUGAGAGCAAGACUGAGUGAAAAAGAGAGUGAGUGAGCGAGAGAGAAUCAGAGAGAGAGAGAGAGAGAGAGAGAGAGAGAGAGAGAGAGAGAGAACCCCCAGAACAGUAUUAAAAUACUUCUGCCCUUCCCUGACUUCUGACACUAGCAGACUGAUUGUGUGACCCUGAACUUCAUACUCUAAUCUUGGCCUACGGAUUGUGUAGAUUACCCCCUUCCAUUCUUCACUGGCUGACUCAAUGUGCUCUCACUAGUCCAUAAAAAUAAAGGUUUGGGGGAAAUUACACAUAGAAUCAUAAUCAUCCUGUGGCUCAUACUGUGGCCCCCUUCCCCAAGCUUACCUCUAAUGCAAAAGUCCUUUUUUAUGAUGCAAACUGAAGAAAAUGGGCAGCACCCCUCCCCCCGAUUUUGUAGCUGUACUUUUGUAUGUGUCUAUUUUUAUAGCCGCAGACUGUCCACACUGACGGUGUGCUUUUGCAAGUUAAGGUGGAUGAUCUUAAUUAUGGCACACUUUCCUAAUAGUUUUCUGGCAAAUGAGAUAGGUUUGGGCCAUAUGUAGUGUCAAUGAAGGGGUAGAGUGACUAUGGGGGGCCGCUGGGAGAGGUGGCCACUUUCUUUCAGUGCAUGCUGAGGGUUCAAGGGAAUGGAUGUGAUGCUGUCCAGAGUGAAGAGACUAAAUGGAACGGCAUCACUGAGGUGGGGCACUGCCACAUUGUUUUAAGUGAGGGCGAGUAUCUGUAAUAAACGUGAAUAAAGGGGGUGAGGAAGA
This is a messenger RNA of Peromyscus californicus insignis, 4716 nucleotides long. It is a transcript of the gene Egflam, whose product is annotated as EGF like, fibronectin type III and laminin G domains. The record is from RefSeq and is a predicted model, not a curated record. The transcript has 23 exons. NCBI's taxonomy places the organism in Eukaryota, Metazoa, Chordata, Mammalia, Rodentia, Cricetidae. Bases 572 to 3625 code for a protein of 1017 amino acids. Gene Ontology annotation, molecular function: calcium ion binding; protein binding.